GUAAGCGUUUCCCGAGGGUUACAGUGCAAUAUAUUCAACGAGAACGUUUGUAAUGGUAGAUCAGCCAACAAUUUUACUAUAAAGAAUAAACUUGGUUCUGGGUCGUUUGGCGAUGUAUUCCGGGUGAGUCACAACCUAAUUGACCGUGAUUACGCCAUCAAGAUAAUUAAAGUGAAAAAGCAGGAUGAUAUUAAAAAAUAUAUGCGCGAGCUAAACGUAUGGUCAAAAUUGCAAUCGCACCAUGUUGUCCAAUACAUUGUGCACUGGCUGGAACGAUCGGGUGCCGAUCUUUCGCUGACCAUGUACAUUUUGAUGGAUUUAUGCGUGGACAACUUGCGCAAUUUGAUCACGAUGAAAACUAAAAAAUACCCGCGUAAACACUUUUUCAACAUUGACCAAUGGGAUUAUUUGAUAUCGUACUAUUUGUUUCUGGAAACGGCCGAGUGCGUUCAUUAUUUGCACACUCACCAACCGACGAUCAUUCACCGAGAUCUCAAACCAAGUAAUAUACUAUUCACGUUUACUCAUGGUAUAUUGUGCUUAAAAAUUGGCGAUUUUGGGCUGGCAACUUUACAUAAUAAUGACAUACAUUCCCAUACACUUAGUGUUGGCACCACUAAAUAUAUAGCGCCCGAAGUUUACCGCCUGUCCCGCUAUACCACUGCUGUAGAUAUCUAUAGUUUGGGUGUUAUUUGUGAAGAGAUAUUUAAUUUUGAUUCAUUAGGUGAUGAAUUAUUGGAAGAUAUGUGUUUUAAGUUGAAACAUUUUAUCUUGCAACUUACCACAACAAUGCCAUCCGACAGGCCUAACAUCAGAGAAACUUUGGAUAUGUUUAAUGAAUUGGCCAUUGAUAGUAGUUUUGCGUUAAAAGAACUUGAUCCAGAUCAAUUAAAACAUGCGCUAAAAGGGAUACAAUUAUGGGCGCAGUUAGACCCCGAUUAUUGCGUUCAAUACCGGUACCAUUGGUUUGAAAAUGGUGAAAAAUUAAAGGAGCACAAAAAUAAACAUGUUAAACUGUUAUACGUUCAAAUGGAUUUGUGUUGGUUCUCAUUAAGAACGCUCAUGGACAAAAUUCAAGCAUACUUCAACCAUGCUAAAUACCAAUUAUUACCACCCGUGGGUUACUACAUGGCAUCAGAAUUAUUUACCGAGAUACUAUCUGCCAUUCAAUAUUUACAUUCAUUAAACAUUGUUCAUCGAUAUAUUAAUUCUGACAAUCUACUUGUUAAACACGAAUCAUGCAGCGGACGAUUUAUUAAGCUAGGUGAUUUUGGUCUCGAAAGUGCUAGGUCCUUACCCGGCGACUACCCAUCGAAAUUACAGUCUAUCAACGGUGAUAGUGACCGAUAUGUAUCACCGGAAGUAAAAAACGGCAGUAUUUGUGAUACCAAAGCCGAUGUCUAUAGCGUUGGUGUGAUUGCCCAACAAUUGUUCAACUUUGAUGUCAAUAAAAUCGGGAAAUUGGAAAACAAACACAAAGAAUACUAUGGUACUAUAGAAGAUAUUGUGACCAAGUGCACUAACGGACUUAUUGCCAAUCGGCCAUCAUGUAAGGAUAUACUCGAGUGCCGGAGCAAAUGGGCACCGGUAUAUGAAAGUGUUAGAGUGGACAUCACCAUGAUGGGCAUUGAUUCAAGCGCUAAUUACAAUCACGACAGCCAUUUUGUUGAAUAUUUUUUGGCCGUUAAACGCAAUGCUAACGAUUGCGAUGAAAAAUCCGCAAACGAUGCAAAAAACAAAAUGGAUCUCGAGUUGGAUUUUUCAGUGUUUCAAAAUGGUAAAUUCAAACGAGACUUUAGACCCGAUAAUAUCCUGACUACACCGGGUAGAUAUGGUGACAUUUUGAACACCAUUGCCAAUCGGGAUACUAUGCGUUAUGCUGUCAAAAAAUCAGAGAGGAAACAAUUGCUUAACCCAUUGGGAUAUUAUAUGGCAUCUGAGAUAAUGGUGGAAAUUGUAACCGCGGUGAAAAUAUUACACACUGGCAAACCGCCAAUAAUACACCGUGAUAUAAACUUGAACAAUGUUUUAAUAUUCCCACAUAACAAACAGCCUGGUAAGUAUGUAAAAUUGUCGGAUUUUGGCCUGGCCGUUUACCACGAUCCCCAGGCUAUGUCACAUACACAGAAUAAAGGCACUGAACGUUAUAUGGCACCGGAGGUUAGGGGUGGGCGCAGGCGAUUAAAUCCAGAUGACAUGUAUAAAACAAUUGAACACGUGAUCGGCAAUUGCUUAAAAGGCACGGCUAACGAGAGACCUACUUGUGAACAGAUAUUGGCAAUUAGCGAUCAAUGGGCCACUAGUUUCACCGAUGUCAGACACCUGAUCACCGGGUUGUCCAUUAAAUUAAAAAUAUAUUUAGCGGUUAAUAAUACUGCACAGAGUCAGGCUUUCCACUUAUCAAAUAAUUUUAUUGUGCAAAAUGAUUUGGGUAGUGGUGGGUUUGGUUCAGUAGUUAAAGCUCGUCACAAACUCAUUGGCAAAAGUUACGCGGUAUGGGCAAGGUUACAGUCUGAGUACGUGGUGCAAUAUCGUACACAUUGGCUACAAAAUGGCACCUAUUCCGAUGAGAUUAGGCAUGGUGUUUUUAAAGAUAUACCAUGCCAAAUGUUAUAUAUACAAAUGGACCUUUGCUCGUAUAGCUUAUCUAAAUUUAUCAAGGCAAAAGCAAAUUAUAUUAAGCCAGUGAAAUGUUCGUUUGAGAAUUACGCGAUCAACCAUUAUAUAUUUACCGAGAUUAUGGUGGGCGUAAAAUAUCUGCAUGAUAAUAAUAUUAUGCACCGAGAUCUAAAGCCGGAUAAUAUACUUAUAGUUAAUGGUGAUAGAUUGCAGAUUAAAAUUGCCGAUUUUGGCCUGGCUACUUAUCAUAGAGCUGGUCAGUUUGAUAUGACACACACGACAAGGUUAGGCACUCGGCGAUACAUAGCGCCAGAAGUGUGUGAAGAUUAUAAUCGUUAUAAUACCAAAGCUGAUAUUUAUGGCACCGGGAUCAUUUUAGACGACCUAUUUGAUUUUGCCUCAUUACCAGGAUACGCACUGGAGCCCAACCAUGGUGAAAUGAAAAAGUUUGUUUUAACACUAACGGGUUUAUAUCCAGACAGCAGACCUAACGCGGAUCAGGCCAUUCAAACUCUAAGCACAUUAAAAUUGAAUAAUUUUAAUCUUGAUAUUAAAGCAAAUAUAACUGCAAUUGAGCAUGCUGGCAAAAUUAAAUACACUAAUGAUUCUGGCGAUUCCGACAUUAAUAUGACCGAGUUGAGUUCAUACUUAAACAGUUUGCAGCAAAAUAGUGAGCGCGGUACUUUUCUUAAUGAGUUUGAUUGGGGACAUCAAUUAAGCACGAAUCGUGAUGAUUGUAUGGCCAAAUUAAAAGAAAUACGCAUUUGGGCCAAAUUGGACACGGAUCAUUUUGUUCAGUACAGGCAUCAUUGGUUUGAUUAUAAAGCCAACAUGUAUACGCUUAACAUACAAAUGGAUCUAUGUUGGUUCAAUCUGGUUGGCGCUAUAAGACGAGUGCAUGACUAUGUCACUGGUGUGCCUGGUCAGUCCACACAACGAGCUUGCUACUUUGUAAUCACCGAGCUUGUGCAAGAAAUAUUUAAAGCCCUACAAACAUUGCACGACCAAACACCCGUCAUAUUGCACCGUAAUAUUAAGCCUGAGAAUAUAUUAAUUAAGCAUGGUGCCAGUGGCCACAUGGUCAAAUUGGCCGAUUUUGGCAAGGCUACUCAACACCUUAGUGAUUCACAAACGCACACUAUGGGUACCGGCAGUAGCAGGUUUACCAGUAGUAUCAGGCACAAAUAUAUGGCUUGGGAGGUUAAAGCCGGACGACAGUACGGGGUAAAAGCCGAUGUUUAUAGCAUGGGUGUUGUGCUUGAGGAUAUUUUUGCUGUAGAUCGAAACAGAGAGGCUGCCGGCAAAAAGGAGCUCGAUAGAUGA
Medioppia subpectinata is the source of this 3942-nucleotide messenger RNA. The record is from the annotation of a GenBank genome assembly. NCBI's taxonomy places the organism in Eukaryota, Metazoa, Arthropoda, Arachnida, Sarcoptiformes, Oppiidae.